GAUCUAUCCAAGGAAACAGUAUUUUAUCAAAGAUCAUAUGGCUAGUUGUCUAUUCUUGUAAAUAGUUUGCUUCUCUGAUUGUCACUCUAAACAUCUCUGGAUACAGAAAAUUUUUACAGGCUCUGCGUUAUUGUGAAUUAUUAUAAUAUAUUUAUACAAAGUAUGUAUAUAUAUAUAUAUACACACAUAUAUAUUCUGAAAUAAUAAUAACUCAAGUAUAUUGUAUAAAAUUAAUUUUUGAUUGGAAGUAUGUCGACAGAAAUUAAACAGUUAGAAAAACCAAAGCUUCGUAAUUUACUAUUAGGGAAGGUGAAGAUUGCCUUUGUUGGUAUGACAAUAUUUGGAACUGUUACGACAUUAUUAUACAAAGUAUUUGUUGGUGAUGCAAGGAAGAAAAAAUAUGAAGAAUUUUACAAAAAGUAUGAUGCAGAAGCAAAACUCAAAAUCAUGUGCGAUUCUGGUUACAUGCACUCCUGUGGAGAUAAUCCUAUAAUUUAUGAGUAAUUAUUUAAAAAAUGUAUAUAGUUUGUCAUAGUAUAUUGAAUUCAUAUAAUAACUUAAAUAAAAUAUAUAUAUGUUAUAUGAACAUGUCUAUAAUACAUUAAAUUUUUAUACUAAAUCAAAUAUGUUUUUUCUAGAUAAUUGUAUGAAAAUAUCACUUUUGUUUUAAUGUUUUAAUAUUAAUAUUUUGUCUAUGAAUUAAGAUUGUUUUAUAUGUUUGUUAUGAAGGUUAUAAAUGUUGAUGGUUUAAACGAUUAUUCUGAUAUAAAGAUAAAUUAUUUAAAUUAUUGAUUUAUUGUAGGUAUAUCGUAGUGUAUUUUAUAUAUAUAUAUAUAUAUACACACACACACACAUAUAUAAAUUGCAUUCUCAAAAAGUUGUAGAAUUAUAUUUUUUAGAGAAAGGAAAUGAAAAAUAUUCAGGUGCGUUAAAUAACUGUUUCAUUCGAUAAUAUUGAUAGUAUCUAUAGUCAUGUAUUAAUAGUACUAACAAUAGUAGAUUACUGUAUUAGUACUAAUAUAUAUUUAUUAUUAUUUUAAAUAAUAUAUUAUUAAUAAGUAAUGGAAUAUAUUGAAAUAAUGAAAAAAUGUAAAAUGAGGAUUUCUUUAAAUAAGAAUUAAAAGUCUUCACAGAUGCAUGUAUAUAAAAAUCCUGUUCAUUCGUAAAGGAAUAUUCAUAAACUUAGAUUAAUUAAUAUUUGUUGAUAAAUUUUCUUCGACUAUUUCGAAUAAUAAUUCUAAACGGUGAUAUAAGAGGUUAAAGAAACUCCGAUGUUAAAAUAAUUGGUAAGAUGGCGCCGUAGAAAUACCCAGUAUGCCCCGCGCGAUUGAUUUGCGCAUGUCAGUUGUUCGCAUUGCAAAUGGCGGCUCCUUGUUAUUGUUCAUGGCGUUUUAUGACUUGUCCCUUUAUAUUACCGAUUAUGUCGAGUUUUUUCGCGAUCUUCACCGCGCGCACUGUGCAGAAAGUGGAAUAAGAUACGCGCGGUGUAUUUUAGGUUAAGCUAAGUGCUCUUGUGGUGUGUCUCCGUGCGAUUUGGACGCGAGAAAUUCCACACGAAAUUGGAAAGAAAUGGGUAGACAAGUGCAUUAGUGCUGGAGUGGUUUGGCGUUGUCGGUUUACAACCGACGGAGAGACAUCUCAUCACAUAUAUAUUGUCUUAAUACCCUGAGGUGUCUCCAGGCUCCCUGGGUAGUUAUGUGAUUUAUGAUUGUCAUGGCGGCAGACAGUGAUGGUGAUCUGAUUGAGACGGUGGUAACUUGUGAGGGUGACCUUGGUGAUCCAGAAUUUCCACAUAAAUUUAAAACAAUUGUUGACCGUCUUAAGUCUCUACUAUGUAAAGAGAAAGGAGAUGGUCUAAAAGUUAACAAAGUAGAACCAUGGAAUUCUGUAAGGGUCACAUUUUCCAUACCAAGAGAAGCUGCAUUACGGUUGCGAGAAUUAGCAGCGCAAGGAUCUCCAACACUUACUCAACUUGGCAUUCUUUCUGUGCAGGUUGAAGGAGACCAGGUUAUAUCUUUAAGGAUAGCAAGUCGAUUUGGAGGUGAGGCACAAGAAAUUGUCUUACGUUCAGGAUCUUCACAGGAUGCUGGAAAUAAAUCUCAGAAUGAAUCUACAAAUAGUUCAGUCACCAUUGACAAUGAUCCUACAAUAGCUUUACCUGGUCCAAGUAAUACAUCAACAAUAUCUUCUGCAUUGCGGAAUGUUGCUCAAAUAAUAGCAGCUGGUACAUCGUCAGAGAAAGCUCCUCAAUUCCGUUCUCCAAAUGUUGUGGCACCAACAGACUGUGAUCCUAUCCCACCUUUUCUUGCAAAACCUGUGCCGUCAACGGCUGGUAGUAAUGGUGUUGGUACUUCUGGCAACCAACCAGUCACUAAUUCUAAUGCUUCAUCCAGAAAUAAUUAUAACGGUCCAUUCCCGUUUGCCAGCAUGACCCAUGCUGCUCAAGCAAUACAUAGUCGAGAAUCACAAGCUACAACAAUAAAAAAUGCAAUUCAGUUUAAACAACAUACACAGCCACCACCGCCUUAUCCGAUACAAGAUAAUUUGGCAACAGUCACAGCCUUGUCAAGUGGUCAUACAACUACUCAAACUGUGGUUACAGUUGGGCAAUUAACAACUCAGUAUAAGUCUCCAAUUACCACGACAUCUAGUCUGUCACCAAACAAUGGUAACCAUUUAACAGGAAAUUCCAAUGGUAGUGGUAACCAAGUUGCUUUAUCAAGUCCAUUACUUGUGAAUCUUCUGCAAAAUGAUGCUACCUCACAUUCAAAUAAUGUGAUACCUGGUCAGAAAAUGUUGCCACCAGCUGUUGUUGAUAGCUCAGGAUUGGUAAAUCGUAUGAGACCUACGAAAAAGCCAACUGUUAGAAGAAAAGAGCUAACCUCGCCUAAUGAAUCGCCACCAAAUUUGGAUUCGCUAAGGACGGAAGAUCUGAUAGGAGGAUCGGCCAUUAUUCCAGAUAUAUCUCAAAAUUCACCAUCUUCAGCAUUUGUUGCGGUUAAUGCAAAUCAGCCAUCAUCAAUUCCUCAACAGCAUACAGUUAAUGUAAUUGGUGGUAGUAGUCAGAAUAUGAUGACAUCACAAACGGUCCACCAAGUGCCUGUUGUUGGACAGAUACAGCAACAGACACCACCAAUACAUACUCCAGUACAAAUACAACAAAAGUUUCCUAUCAGACAAGAAUUGACUUAUAGGCCUUCACAAAUGCAAAUACAAAGUCAACUUCCUGCUAGGCAUUCGGUAAAUGGACAAGUUAGAACACCUUUACAACAGCGACAAUUAUUGCUUCAACAACAACAACAACAACAACAACAACAACAACAACUUUUGGCUCAACAACAACAACAACAACAACAGCAGCAGCAGCAGCAGCAACAGCAACAGCAACAGCAAUUAGGCCAACAAAACAUGGCUACAUCACAAUUGAUAACUCAGCAAGGACCUACAACACAGCAGACAUUGUUGCAACAGCAAAACACUAAUGCUCCUUUGCAAUCAGCAUCUUUACCAAGUCAACCAGUUAUACAACAGCAACAAGUUCUACAGCAUCCAACAGUAGCAUUGAAUGUAUCGCAACAAAGGCUAAGUUACUUAAGUAAUCAACGUCAACAAACACCUCCACCAUAUCCACGACAACCGGUACCACAGCAACCUCAUUUACCACAACAAAGCCAGACGUUGAAUGUACAACAACAGUUACAUCACAAUCAAUUGAAAAAUAUAAAUGUCAAUACGAGUGCAACAACAGACUUUCGUUAUGGACAAAGUCAAAAUAUCCUCAGUAGAAAUUAUCAGCCAUCUAUUAGCAGUGCUAAUGGACCUACAUGGAGUACGCAAAGUAGUUCCAUUCCACAGGGUGCUCAAGUUAAUACUACAAGGCUCGCAGUCUCAAAUCAGGUUCCAGGUGCCUUUUCUCAGUGUGGCUCUCAUAUGAAUCAUACUCCUACGACUACUGCGACUGCUGCCAUUAAUAAAGUAGAAACAUCAGAGUCCCCAAAACCUGAGGAGGAGACACCAGAGCCAGAGUAUACAUCAACUGGAAAAAUCCGCCAAUUUCUCAUAAAUCCUCUGACCGGUCAUUUAGAACCAAUGCCUAGCGAAAGUUCUGAUUCAGAACCAGAAAGUGCAGUUGAUAAUCAAGAUGAUUUCUUUUCUUUUCCAUCUCCUUCAAACGAUAGAUCAAAUUCUAUCUUUUCUGACGACGACGCUGAUAGCAAUUUUUCGAGAAGAAACGAUACUACGACCAAUACCGAUCAAUCAGAUUCUGAAACAACGGUCAAAUCUACAGCCAGUGAAGGAAGUUUAAAGCACAGCAGGAUAAAACCUACGAGAGAGUCUGCGCACAGUCCAAUGCCAGGAGAAAAGAUUAAACUCCGAUUAAAAUUAGAAAAAUCAGAACCAGUUACCCAAGCGUAUAAAGUGGAUGUAUCAUUUGUAAACACACCACCUGUCAGGAAAGUUGACAAGUCGGUAAACAAAAUGUUUACCACAGGUAUCUCUAGCUCAGGGACUGGUGACGAACCACGAGUGCCUCCGUUACACAUUUCUUUAAGAGGACGUAAUGCUUCUGUAGUACAAAUCAGGAAAAAAGAAAAAAAGUCUUUGAAAGAUGGGGAAACUGAUGUAGCUAAUGUAAAGAGAAAAGGAAAAUUGAAGAAAAUGAAAGAAUGUAUAGAUGGGAACAAAUUGCUCCAAAAGAAAUCAUCGUUGAACAUGAUUAUAGGUACUUCGUCUGCUUCCAAACUACCCCUGUCCAACUCUGCGAUGAUAAAUAGCGCCAGUACCAUUAGCAAAAUGAAUAAUAUUCUUCAAACUGUCGUUGCAAAACCUAAUGCCUUUAAACAAGAAGUGUCGGUAGAUUCUAUGAGGCUACAAGGUGGGCUAAUUAAGCCAAGUUCAAGUAAAAAUAAUGACGUGGAUGAUAUACCGUUGAACAGUAGAAUUCCAUCCCCGUCUAAACAUAAAUCUACUAUUUUAAAUCAACCUUUGAAUACACCACAACAAAACAUAACAAAGAAUCAAAUGGAAGUUGAUGUACAAAAUCAUACACAUGAACAGAAAAUAGGGGGAGGUAAAACCAAAAGAAGAGAUUCCAAGAAGAAAUCAGAAUCUGGAGAUGGUAUGCACAGAGAACAGAAUUUAUUGUCAGGUGGUAGAAUUCUAGAUAAUCAAGCCAAAUGGAGAAAAUUGGGUUAUAAAGGUGAUUCCAAUCAAGCGAUACGAAAGUCAGAUACACUUAUAACAGGAAACGAUUUUACAACUGUUAAAAAAGUUGGCGAAAUCAGGAGAACCAGCGACAGUGACAUAAAUAGAUCAGCCAUAGAAAAGAACAAUGCAUUAAAUGCGGUCACCUCAAGAUUAACAGAAAUAAACGGUGUAAAAAGUGAUUUAAUCAAUCAAGAGAAAAGAAGACGUUUGAGUUUAAUGGAUGAAAAGGAUUUGCAUAUAGGAGAAUGUCAUAAAACAGAGGCUAGCAGUCAAAGCAGUCAAAAAGUUGUUUCUGAGUCUUCUUCACCAAAUGCUGUUUCAAAUGCAAAAAAUGUUACCAAUGUACCUUAUGAGAGUGAAACGCAAAAUUUAAAAACAAAAAACGCAAUAAUGCAAAAUGAUUCUAAUGCAUCAAACAAUUCUGAAGCUAAAGUGUCUGUGCAUACGGAUAUGGCAACUAAAUGUUCUCAGCAGUCUGUUAACAGAAUUACAACUGUCAAAAGUAAACCGGACAUUGACAAUUGCAAAGUGAAUGCGAAUACUUUAACUAAAAAUCAAAGUCUUGGACAGAAAAUGAAAAAUCACAUGAAUAUUAAAAAUGACACAAAUGCUACUAUUAAUAGGCACAAGGUAGAGCAUUUUAACAAUAAAAAGAUAACUCAGAAUCACAUAAUAAAACAAGCUGAUAGAACUGUGAUUGAAAAUAAGUUGGAUAAUUCACAAAGGAUAAGUUUAUUAAAAACAUCACAAAGCUCAAUAAUCAGCAAUACAGUGGACCAAGUUCCCAGAUCCCAAAGUAAUGAUUUAGCAACUGGCAAGCCGACUUUACCAAUUGGGGAAAUCAAUGUAACAGAAGCUAAAGUGAAGCAGAAGUUACUUGAGAAUACAACAGUUCCUAUUGGAAUUGGUGUUGAUGCAAGUGUAGAAAGAGUUGGUAGCGGAGGGGGUGGGGAGGAUUCGGGGAUAGAAUCUAUGGAUGCUCUUUCAGAGAAGUCACCAAAUCAGGGGGAAUCACCUUUACAUAGGCCAGUGACUGAAACAGUGACACAAAGUAGCACUAAAAGUGUUAUUCAAGGGGAACCAUCCCUGCCAACCACCAAUAAGAACGUGCCUUCCUCAACUAAUAGUAGUGAUAUGUGUUCAAAUACCCAUACGGAACUUCUUAAGUCCAAUGCCCCACAAAGAUUAAGCCCUGUGUCUGUUGCAAGUUAUCUUGAAAAUCAUCUUAAUUGCAAUGUAUCACAUUCUAGUGAACAAGAUACGAAGAAUAUAUCUAGUGAAAAGACAGUAACAAUAACAACAACUUCAAGAACUAGUGGUAAUAAUAGUGACUUGGUUGCUAGUUUAGAAAUAACUGAAAAUGAAAAAAGUGUUUCCAAUCCACUAGUGACAGGAUCAGUGACUGUCGUGACUGCCGCUAUAAAUAGUGGCAUGGAUAGUGAUAAUUUAUUACAAUGUGCGCAUCAACAAAUAAGCAAUUACUCUGAAACAGACAGUUGUAGCAUUAAAUUAGAAGGUACUAUUAACCAAAAUGAGCAGGGUACGACAAACUCUAAGCACGAAGUGUUAAGGGACGCAGAGGACAAACUUGUUGAAGACAGUGUAAAAACGGUAACAGAGAGUGACAGUGCAAUUAGAUUAAGUGAAGAACCUCAAGGACAGAAUAAUAAUGGUGUGCCUCUAAUUCAAAAUCAUGUUACAUAUAAUAAAGUUAAAACAGAAAAGCUUGAUAAUACACUUACAAACAAAGCUAUCGCAGUGGUGGAUAAUACAUGUCCAAAUAAUCAGAGUCACCAGAGUCCAGAAAUCAAAGCAGAGCCUGUAAUCAAUGUUAAAGUGGAUGACACAAGGCAGGUUGAUCAGUCAGAUAAUUCUAAAAAUAAUUUAUCGUUGAACACAGGCUCAGUUCAAAUAGAAUCAUGUACUGAUCAAAACCAAAAAUGUAAUGUACAAACUCCUCAACAAAUUUCAGUCAGGGAAUCUUCAAUGAAUCUUCAAAAAGUUACAGACGAUUUGGUUAAGAAAAUUGUUAAUGAUGCCAGCGAAAUAAAUAUAGGUAUCCAGUCACCUCUUGGUGAGGAUCCACAGCCAAUUAGGAUCACACCGCCAUUAUAUACAUAUUCUAAUCCAGUUGUUUUGCAAAGAGAUGAGACUCCAAGCCCAGCAGCACAAAAUCUUGAAGUAGAUUCUAGCGAUGUAGAACAUGUAAAACGAAAACGCAGAAGGAAACAGGAAUUAGAAGGCCGACAGGAUGUCAUAUGUAUAGAGGACAAUGACGAUGCACAUUUUGUGGAAAGAUUAAAUUCUAAUAACUCGGAUGAUUAUAUUAAAAGACCACCUAAAUCUUUGUUAGAACAACUUUUAAUAGAAAUUCCAAGCGAAAGUAAUGAAAAGAGAUCAUUGAGAACUAGAUCACAAAAACUUAACAGUCCAGACAUUGCCAAAACUCCAAAAAGUAGCCCACAUGGUCCUAAUAAGUUGGAGGAAAGACGUAGUAUAUCGCCAUAUGCAAAGGCUAGUCCAAAGUUGGGAUCAUCUAAAUUAUCACCAAAUACAACAACUAUGAAAGUAGGGAAAAGAAAACGACAGGAAAGUGAAAGUUCUGUAGCAUCGAAUGCGGCCGAUGAUCCACAACCACGACCAGGAAAACGAAAAUGUUCCGAAAAUGCUGCAGAACUCAUCAAAGCUUGUAUGGGUGUAGAAGAAACUGGACCUGUCAAGAAACAAAUCCCUGGCAAAGAAGAACAGCCCAAAAAGGGAUUCAACAUAUUGGCUAAAGCUAAAAAAGGUCCCAUUGUGGUAGAAGUAGAUUCUUCUGACGAUGAACCGUUGAUUGAAUCUGUAGGAAAAGCAAGAAUGAGAUUGUCAGAUGAAACAUCCGCUGCUUCUCCAAAGCCUAAAGAUCAAAAAACAAAUUCAACUACAACUGUUUCUGGCAGUCCAAUUAAUUCUAGUAAUAUAUCAAAUUUCAAUGCCAGUAAUAGAGUGCAAAGAGAAGGCCGUUUAUUAACAACCAAACAAGCAAGUACACCAACAGCUGUGAAUGCUGGAAAAGAAAGGCUACGUGGUACUUCAGUAUCAAGUAAUGAAUCAGUGGGAGAAGUAACAACAAGACGAUCUGUUCGACAGAAUACAGCUUCACCAUUAGCAACACCGGCAAGCAAUACAAGAGGUGCAUCUAGAUCUACGGAAGAUGUAAAUAGAAGAAAAACUCGAAGUGGAGCUGUAACGACUGAGGCAGCAGAACAGGCGAAACGGAGGCGAAUAUCCCGAGAAAACAAAUGACCCUCGGGAAGUGACCUUGACAGUGAUUAGCUACCGUCGCUUGUCAAGGCCUAUACGUCUGAUUAUCUAUUUGUUAUAAACAAUUACUUGAUCGCCGUGUGGCUGGACCCCACCUGGUGAAUGUGUAUGUGUCGAUAGCGCACAAACAUUGCUGUAUAUGUUUGGGAGUUUUAUGGCAAUCGGAACGCUGGAUGGUGUAAAAAAAAAAAAGGAAAAAGAAAAAAAAAACAAAUAAAUUUAUGUUGUAUUAUAAGAAACUGAAUGAUCUAUUUUAAAAUAUACAAAAAAUAUAAACGAUAAUUAUAAACUCUUUCGAAGCUUCGUUUAAAUAUUUUUUGUAUAUUCUGUAUAAAAUUUUAAAAUUUUCUUUGAUAAUAUACUAUAAGAAAAGAUUUGUAUUCCACCUGAACGAUCGUCUUUAGAUGUUACUUUUUUAAAUAUCUAAGAAAUUUAAUUAUAAGGGAAGAUCAGUACGAAAAAACACGAGAAUGAUGUAUUUUUCACCGUCCAGCAUUCUUUCUUGCAAUCUACUCCUCUAAACAGCAAAGUUUAGUUACUCAGAAUCUGUUCAGCGUUUUAUGUUUUGAUCUAAGUAACUAAACUGGAUUUAUAACUGCCGAGUCAUUAUGUAACUUUCUUUUACCAAUUACAAGUUAUUAUUAUUCAUUUAUAGAACGAGGUCGCAUUAUUAUAUAUGUGCAAUUCGGUCAAGUUCAAUUUAUGUGUUGAGGUCAAUAUUUACAGCAUUAUAUAUAUAUAUAUAUAUAUAUAUAUAUAUAUAUAUGUGUAUAUAUAUAUACAUAAAAUAUAUAUAUAAUAUUAUAUAUAUUGACAUAUGCAUAUAUAUAUGUAUAUAUGUGUGUAUAUAUGUAUAUGUAUAUAUAUGUAUAUAUAUAUAUAUGUAUGUAUGUAUGAUGAUGUAUGUAUGUAUUUAUGUAUAUAUAUAAACGUUUUUUCAUGAAUAUACCCAACAGAAAGUUAUGCAAGAAUUCUUUUUACACAGAUGAAGGCAUAACUUUCUGCUCUUUGUUCUUUCUUUCUUUCUUUCUUUCUUUCUUUCUUUUUUCUUUCAUAUUCUUAUUCAUGGGAAUUAAAUAAUGGUAAAAGAAAGAUAAAAUUUUAUAGGUCAAACAUGAAAAUCUCUGAUUCUACUGCCGUAAUAUAACACAUUAUUUCUGCAGAUAUAAAUUUUAUUAAACGAUGGGCUUGGGUCGCUACUCUGACAACUACUUCACUGAUAGACUUUGUUUAAAAAAUGUUAAAUAUUUGUAGUUGUUUAUUUAUUCUAUUUUAACUCUUCUUAUUUUUGUAGAAUUUCUCAUUUUGUAGAUAUUCUGGGUUAAAGUGCAUGCAUAAAAAAUAGUGUUGGCUAUACUCAUUUUUGAUAUUAAAUACAAUUGUCAUGAGUAUAAUAAAUUAUAUUUGAAGAUGCAGUGUACCGAACACAUCAUCUUCAUUUAUUCUUAUUUGUAUAAAAAUCUUACAAUUGAUUUUGAAGUACUCCUGAGAUAAAAUAGCACACUUUGUAACUCUUGAAAAUUAACACUUUAUCAAAAUGCUUAAGCAUAGAUGUAUGGUAUUUGAUUUUAAUAAAUUUUGUUUAGGACUUAAGUUUAUAUCUAUAUUAUAUUUCUAAAUAUACGUUAGUUACUACACAAUUUCCAUUUUUUAAAUCGGUAAACACAGUCUUUCAGUGGAAUGUUCGUCGGUAGACAUAAUAUUGCAGAAAACACACAGGGGUAUAAGGCUAUUAUUAAAAAUGACUUAUUUUAUUUAUGAAAAUAUGCGGAUCGUUGGAAUAUACAUAAAUCAUGCAUAAAAAUAUGAAAAUGAUAAGAUUAAAAUAUAAAACAAAAAAACAAAAAAAACUAUUAAUACAAUGUUAAUUUGAUAGGUAAUAUAUGAAUGAAUAUAUUUUGUAAAUAAUUUCUUGUAAAGAUACACAAAGCACCUCUCACUCUGUAUAUAUAGGAACUGUUUAAAUUUUUAUUAAAAAUUAGUAAUAAUUAAAAAAAAUCGUGCAACAUCUCAUUGUCAUUUUUAUUAAUUAUUCUUCGCGCGCUAUCAUUUUAUUAAAACUUUGUUAGCAUCAUCCUUUUGCCAAUACUUAUGGUACAUAGACAUAAGCGUAUAUAUACAUAAUGAAAUAAUAUGUAUAUGUCAUUUAUGUUACAUACAUUAUUUUCGUGAUCAGAUAAUCUAGUUUUAUAUUGUAUAAAUAUAAAUUAAUGGUUGAGAGUACGAAUUUUAAGUAACUGGCAGUAGUCAUCACUCCACAUCUUCUAAAUUUAUUUUGAUGACUUUUUUCUCCAAGAAAUUAAUAUCUUCUCGACUUGAUAUUAUUUUUCAUUAAUAUAUUUCAUUUACAAUUUGUUGAUUUUUAAUAAAUAACAUUAUUUUAUUUUGCUCUGGUGCUGAAUUUUUUUAGAUUUUUCUAAUGGAAAAUUAAAAGGUUACUGCUUUAACGAUUUUAAUUAUAAUAUUAAAUUUAAAGGCAAAAUAGUAAAACAUCGAUAAACUAACGAUCGUUUUUCAUUAUAUUUUUAUUAAUGUAUGACCUAAUAAAUUUAUAGUCCCUGGACAAAUAAUUUCAGGAAAUAAUAAUAUUGUGUCAAUACGAUUAUGUACAAGUAAUUGUAAGUGAAAUCUUUGAUAAAAUAAUUUGGUCUUUUACUUGAGCUGGUUUAAAAGAGUUUGAUGACUACUUGGCAAUCUAUUUCAUAAAAUAAUUAUUUCAUUACUGAGAUAUUAAAUAUUGAAUUUGAUCUUAUUGGAAUAAGAAAAGUUAGCAAAGUGAUCGAUCAAUCAGCUUGUACACUGAGUAAUGAAAUAAAAAACAUUUUGCUAAUUUCUUCCUAUUCUCAACAUUAAUUUAAAUUAUUUAGUUAAAAUGCUGCAUGUUUAUUGGAAUUUAUAUUCCAACAGAUAUAUUGAAACUUAUAUUGUACAUAGUAGCAUAUGCUUAUUUUGGAUGGGAAAUGAAAAAAAAAAAAAAAAAAAAUGAAAAUAAUAAACGUGUACAUAAAGAUAUAAAGAAGAAAAUUAAGAGAAUUACACAUUCAAUUUUGAUCCAGAUCCCUAGUAUUAUGGGAUAAUAUGUAAUAUAUAGUAAUUUAAUUACGAUGAGAGAGAAGUAUAAAAAUUAUUGGGAAAAGAAACACACCUGUAAUUUCGAUGUAUAAUAUUCUCUUUAUAGAUAGUUAGGCUAGAUAUUAUUAUGUUACAAUUUUAUUAAAUAUUACAUUUAUAUGAUUGUAUAGAUUAUAAACGAGCUAAGCUUUCUAUGUAAAUAUAUCUUAAAGCUAAAACAGGAAUUUUUAGCCUGCUAACAUUGUUAAGGAGCUUUUUCAGUACAUCUGCCAUGUAGCUGCAUAUGUAUGCAUAUAAUAUAAGAAAGAUAAAAUAUUAAUGCGCCAAAGAUCAUAUUCUGAUUGACAUGUGUGAUAACUGUUCAUAUUCAAUACAUCUUAGAGAAUGGUAUACAUGUGAAGCUCGAUAAACAAUUGGUGCUUUAUAAUACGAUGAACACGUUGCAGUGUUAUAUCUCAGCAUUAUUACAAUAAUUAAAUCAAUAAAAAGUGAUCACUUUUGUGCCCAUUUAUAUCUUUAAAUAUGGCAAUUACUUUAUAAGCUCCUUAACUAUGUGAGUAAUGCUGCAAAUAUAACAGUAUGUAUAAUGGAUAUGAGUUUUAAAAUCAUCAAACUAUAUUAAAGAGUUGGAUGAUUUCAAAACCUCUUGUAUGCAAAACACAUUUGUAUUUUUAGUAUUUGGUUAAAUGAUAUAAAUAAUAGUAAAGGAUAAAUGAUAAUAAUCCAAGUGGAUAUAUAAUAUAAAGAAUUAGAUCCCAUAUAUUAUAUUUGUAGAAAUGAUUGAUCACACAUGGAAAGAAAAAUCGCGCUAUGAUUAUCAAGAAAAUAUUACAAUUAUAUUAUUACUUAUUAUUACUACAAAAUGACUAUACAACAUGGUAAUUUGCUAAUUGUACCUUUUAAUAAUUACCGUAGACACAUUGAUGCAAA
Vespa crabro (European hornet) is the source of this 12513-nucleotide messenger RNA. RefSeq names its product putative mediator of RNA polymerase II transcription subunit 26. The record is from RefSeq and is a predicted model, not a curated record. Gene Ontology annotation, biological process: positive regulation of transcription by RNA polymerase II. The transcript has 13 exons. Lineage: Eukaryota; Metazoa; Arthropoda; Insecta; Hymenoptera; Vespidae. Gene Ontology annotation, cellular component: histone methyltransferase complex; transcription regulator complex; nucleus. Bases 1705 to 8493 code for a protein of 2262 amino acids.